AUGGAUUCAAAAUCGGAUGUUCGACAGCAACCAACUAAUCCUAAUUCUGCGCCACAACCGCCACCAUUGCAAGCAGCAACAUUAGCUGUACCUGGAUCGGCUGCCAGUACAAGCACAUCAACAAGCAAAGAUUCACAACCAAACAUCGCUUUAACCAAUUUCAAUUUUGGCACUUUUCAGUUAUCAGCAACCAAUGCGAACGUUAACAGUACAACAAAUAUGGUUCCCAUUUCUCAACGGAACAUUUUCUAUGACACAAGCAGCAAUUCGAUACAAAUGCAUAAACAGCAAAUCGUUCAUCAAACCGGGAUGAAUUUGAAUGCAAAUGCAUUUCAUACUGCAACACCAAGUCAUUCAUCGACAACCACAACAACUGUCAAAGAGGAGGUAAAGCCGAUGACAUUAAAUUCAUCAUGCUUCAGUUGCUCAUCUUUACGACUACCAACAUGUCAUACAGCAGCAGCAUUUGGACAACCUGAUCCGUAUCAAAUCUUAGGGCCAACAAGCAGUCGGCUAGCGAGCGCAGGUAGCGGACAGAUUCAACUUUGGCAAUUUCUUCUGGAGCUAUUGUCAGAUAGCCGUUAUGCGGAAUCGAUCACUUGGGAGGGUACAAAUGGUGAAUUCAAAUUAGUUGAUCCAGACGAUGUGGCUCGCCGUUGGGGCGAACGAAAAAGUAAACCGAAUAUGAAUUAUGACAAAAUGAGCCGAGCGCUACGAUACUACUAUGACAAAAAUAUCAUGUGUAAAGUGCAUGGGAAACGAUAUGCUUACAAAUUUGAUUUUCAAGGAAUAGCGCAAGCCCUGCAACCACAGACAAAUACCGCUUCAUCAGAUCUAUUUCAACAAUCACGGUUACAUUCGUCAGAGUUCAUCCAUUCGCCAUGGGCUACCGCAAAUUAUCGCACACUUAUGACACCUCAAUUUCAGGCAUCUGCAGCAGCCGGAGCUUUGUUCAAUCCACCGGUUGGUUAUGCUAGUUUUGGUGGUUCCGGUAAUGGUACCCUCCAAGCUCGUAAUUUUCCGCUCUAUGCGUCAUCCAAUUAUCCGAAAUGUAUAUAG
Messenger RNA from Cercopithifilaria johnstoni, 1059 nucleotides. The record is from the annotation of a GenBank genome assembly. NCBI's taxonomy places the organism in Eukaryota, Metazoa, Nematoda, Chromadorea, Rhabditida, Onchocercidae.